Molecule: messenger RNA, 612 nt
Organism: Cylindrotheca closterium
Lineage: Eukaryota; Bacillariophyta; Bacillariophyceae; Bacillariales; Bacillariaceae
Source: the annotation of a GenBank genome assembly
AUGUCAGCAGUCGAUUACGGGUACGGAGACGCACCACCGGAUACGGCCACCGAUUAUGGCUAUGGAGACGCGGCACCCUCUACCGCCACCGAUUACGGUUACGGAGAUGCGGCACCCGCUGCUUCGACGGAUUAUGGCUAUGGCGAUGCCACUCCUGAUACUACGGACUAUGGUUACGGAGAUGCUACACCCAAUACGGGUGAUGCUUCCAAGUAUGGAUACGGCGACGACGGUGAUGCCCAAAAAGUUGGGUUAAAUGAUGAAGGUGGAGCCGCCCGACCUCGAAGCAACUCGUCGGACAAUGACAGUGGCGGCGCUGCGGCCGGUGGCGCACGACGUGGUGGCCGAUACCGCCGCCGAGGGUCCGUCACCAAGUAUUCCUUGGAUACGGCCGAUACCGUCAAGAAGGAAUACGACGAACACGAAGAUGUCAUCAACAAGUUUCGGAAUCAAACCAUAUCCGGUAAUGAUCCUGCUCCACCCGCUCCGGCAUCGGUCUUAGCACGUACUGGUUCUGGAGACAGUGGUGAAGCAGAUCCAAGCGAUCCGGAUGGCAAGAAGAAAAAGAAAGGGUUCAUGAAGGGACUGAGCUCACGAGUAAUGAAUUCUUAA